AUGGCGAUGAAGGACAAAUGGAUGAAUAACGGAUACGAAGACAACCCUCUUACACCAUUUGUUGAGCCAGAAGCGGAUCUCAAUGACCCAGUUAGAAUAGAAAUCAUGGUAAAUAUGGGCUUCUCUCGUGAAGAAAUCGUCACUAGCCUCCGUCAGGGUGCCUUUGAUGACAUAACCGCCACCUACUAUCUUCUAGGCCGGCGCAACUCUUCUCUAGAGCCUGACUCUAGAAUCGGCUCCAACCUCUCUCUUAGGUUGGUCUUCUUUAUGUGUAUAAGUGGUUAUUGA
Protopolystoma xenopodis is the source of this 288-nucleotide messenger RNA. The record is from the annotation of a GenBank genome assembly. Lineage: Eukaryota; Metazoa; Platyhelminthes; Monogenea; Polystomatidea; Polystomatidae.